This is a messenger RNA of Cinara cedri, 2964 nucleotides long. NCBI's taxonomy places the organism in Eukaryota, Metazoa, Arthropoda, Insecta, Hemiptera, Aphididae. The record is from the annotation of a GenBank genome assembly.
AUGGCAACAAAAGAGCCAACUCCAUUCACACCGGGUACCCUAGUGUGGGCGAAAUUCUAUGAUAUAUUCUGGCCUGGUAAAGUCGUAGACCCAAGUAGUGCACCACAAAAAACACAGGAUAUCAUGAAUCAAAAGAGAAAUCCAUUAGCUAUGGUAUUUUUUGUAGAAGACAACAAAUAGUAAGUUUAAACUACGAUGGCAUUUUUGUAUUUAUAAUAUUUGUGUUGGUUCUAAUUAAAAUAUGCAGGGUGUUCCACAAAGAUAUACUUAUUGUAAAAAUGGAGAAAAUAGAGAUGAUUAAAUUCUGGGUUUUUUUUAUUACUCACUGGGAUAAGCACUAUAAAUAUUAUGUUCCAAUUCAUUUUUAUGGACUAGUAAAAAAUUUAAAAAAUAACUUUUAAAGUUCAGAGAAAAGUACCUAUAAUAAUUAUGCAGCAGGCUAUAGUCACAUUCUCUAUUAUUAUUACGAUUAAUUGACUGUACACUUCUUUUCUUUGAGCUUUAAAAAAAUAUUAAAAAUAACAAACCUAAUGAAAAUAAAAGAGUGGUUACAUCAACAUUUUCAGAAAAAUAAACUAUACAAUGCCUAUUUUAUAAUUUUAUUGAUCUUCAAAAUACAUGUUAAACUUAAGUGUUAACACUAAAAUGUAGUAGAAUUUUUCAAUGUUUAAUUGCAGAGUUAUUAUCAAACAAUUUUUUAACUAAUGAUAAACCUUCAUUAGUUUUGCCAUACAACAAAUCUAAAGAGUUAUCAUUAAAUAACAAAAAUGUAAAAUCCACAUAGCAGAUUAUCUUACCAUUAAUAUUGAGAUUUUAUAAUCCAUUUAUAUACAUCAAAAAUAAUAUAGGACCUAAUACUGUGCCUUGUGGACUACAAAAAGAGUUUAAAUUUCAACACUAAAAAAAUUGCCUAUAUAUAUUGCUAAUAUUAAUAUUCUCAUAAAUAUAUUUUGUGACAUUAAACAAAGCAAGGUUGGUAGAUAAUCCCUUCCUGUAGCUAAAUUGAUUAUUACUAAAAUAAUUAUUCAUAUCUAAACAUUUAGUUAAUCUUUUUUUAUACAUUUUUCAAAGAUUUUACUAAUUGAUAAGGUCAAAGUAAUAUAAAACUGUAAAUCUUUUAAUUAAUUAAAAAAAUAAUUAAAAUAUUUAAUAUUUUCAACCAUAAAAUAUACAAAAAUCACAGACAAAAGCCAUACAUGGAUAUCACUUCCACGUUUUUAAUUUACACAAAUAAAAUAAGAUUAGCAAAUAUUUGUAAUUACAAAUACAAAACUACGUGUAAAUUGACUUAAGAUAUUGAAUGUUUAAAACAGGUACCUAAAUAGUAUAUCCAUAUAAUUAUGAAAAACUAUUCAAAGUAAUAGAAAAAUAAUUUUUUUAUUAAUUGUAAAAUAUACAAAAUAUUACUCAUAAAAAAUCAUAAAUACAUAUCACUAUAUCAAAGUUUUAAUUUAUAUGAAGCAAGUCUCAUAAUAUUUUCACAAAUAAACUUCUUAGUAGGAAAAUUGAGUUGGAACAAAAAAAACUGAAAUAUGUAGAACACUUAAAUGUUAAACUUCUGAACAUCUGAUGAAGAAAUAAUAAAUCAGCUUUAAUAACAUAUUAAAUAUUAACACAUUUUUUUUUCCAGAAAAUUGUUUAUUUUUUUUAAUAUUUUCAAGCCAAAAAAUAUUAUGAAAUCAAUUUACAUUAAUAAGUAUUGUAAAAAAUAUUAAUUUGUAAUCUAUGGUUCAAUUAAUUGGUUGCCCCAGAAUAAUUAAUUAAACAGCUAACAAAGUAUUAAAUCAAAGUUAAUAAAUAAAAAGAACAUUUAUUUGCAAAAAUUAACACUCAAACAAAAAAAAUAAAUAUGUUCAUGUUUUAAAUUUUUUCUCAUUUAUAACAAUCAAUGGUACAUAAUAAAUGACUAAAUAAAUCACUGUACCUAUAUUAAGAUGUACCUACAAUAAAAAACAAUAUACUUUAAACUUAAAAGUAAAAGUUUUAAUUCUUGGCCAGUCAGAAUUGUUAUUAUUUUUUUAUGGCCUUCUGUAAAAAAAAAGGUUGGCCACUAUUGGUUUAGUUAAUACAGUUAUUUAUUUUUGGUAAAUAUUUUACUAUAUUUUACACAUUUUACAAAUGAGGUCUGAUAAAUCUCCAUGGAACUAUGAACCUUAUUAAAAGUUUAUUGUUCAGAAUGACCUUAAAGUUUUUAAAAAUUAUCAAUUAUUUACUAAACAAUGUAAUAGAAUAUCAUUAUUUUAAUUACUACAAACUGUAUAAUGUUGAAAUAAUGUAGUUAAAAACAAAUUUUUAAACACUAUACCAAAUCCAUGUUUUGUAUUAAGAUCAUCCAAUUGUUGAAAUUUCUUUGUAAUAUUUAUAUGAGUAAUUUGUUUUAUUGUGUUAAUAGUGAUAUUGUUAUGAGCAUUAACAAGGUGUUCCUGUAUUCCUGUCCAAAAAAAAUGGAGUAUGUUAAAAAGGGAUACUGUAAGUAUUAUUAUUUUAAUGAAGUACUCAUAUUACAAUAAAUUUAAAUCAAUUGAAUUUGUUACAGCUUUGUAUUUGAGAGAACUAAAUGGAAUAAAAACAAAAAACGUUGAAAUGAAAAAUUUUUUAAAAGAUGUACUAAGGUUUGAAGAAGAAAUAGGAGGAAACAUUAAUAUUUUUAAAGAGUUUGAAAAGGAGAGAGAUGAAGAAAAAACACCAAAACGUCAACAACUCAUAAAAAAACUGUUCUCUUCAUCAAGUGGACACAAAAAAGAGAAAAGUAAAAAAAAGAAAAUUAAACAACAAUUAAAUAUAUCAAUACUAUCUCCAACAACAAGCAAUACAACACAAAGAAACAUGACUGAAGAACCUAAUAUACAAGAUGAACUAUUGAAAGAUGAGGAUAAUAAAAAAGAUAAAAAUGAUGAGGAUAAUGAAAAAGAUAAAAAUGAUGAUGAUCAUAUGAAUGAGGAUAAUAAAAAAGACAAAAAUGAU